CGGGUGGGAGGCAGGCUUGGCUUCCUUGCGCCAAGAGGCUACUGUCCCUCCCCGCUCAGCCUCACACGGGGUAUUGCAGCAGUGGUGGCAGUCGCACCACUCAUUCGGGCACUGAGGAAGCAAUUGAUUCGUCUGCUGCCAGCAGCCUGAAGUUGCCUACGCCAACAGGAGAGAGAGAGAGAGAGAGAGAGAGAGAGAGAGAGACUGACUCUCAUUGAGCGAAACCUUUAUCCAUGUGGAGCGCAGUCUGAGGGAGUGAGGGAGCCACUGCCUUUGCCUUGUGCAUAGACUGGACUCAGUUUUCCUCUCCUAGUACUGGCACCUCCGCUGAGCUUUCAGAAACCCUGUCAUUGGGAGUUAGCCUGUUCCCACCCGCCAGGGAAGAGAGGAGUUGGCAAGACUCGGUCGCCAGUCCCUCCCGCAUUCCUCCAGCGUUGUGUCACACACCCCUCCUAGGGCCCACUUUGACUAGUCAGCCUGCCUCAGGGUCCCCUCUGCUUGGUGUCUUCCAGGAGCAACUGCCUGCCGCCAUGACUGACACCGUGCUCAGCAAUGCCUCCAGCCGCUGGAUGUGCCCCAGUGACAGACCACUCCGAAAGCUGCAGGCAGGCUGGUCAGUCCACCCCAGUGGUCAGCCGGACAGACAGAGGACACAGGAAGAGCUGACAGAUGAGGAGAAGGAGAUCAUCAACAGCGUGAUCGCGAGAGCCGAGAAGAUGGAGGAGAUGGAGCAAGAACGUAUUGGGCGCCUGGUGGACCGUCUGGAGAAGAUGAGGAAGAACGUGGCUGGUGACGGGGUGAACCGCUGCAUACUGUGUGGAGAACAGCUGGGGAUGCUGGGCUCCUCCUGUGUGGUGUGUGAGGACUGUAAGAAGAAUGUCUGCACCAAGUGUGGGGUGGAGACCUCCAACAACCGCCCGCAUUCCGUGUGGCUCUGCAAAAUCUGCAUCGAGCAGAGGGAGGUGUGGAAACGUUCUGGAGCAUGGUUCUUCAAGGGCUUCCCCAAACAGGUCCUCCCACAGCCCAUGCCUAUAAAGAAGGCCAAGCCCCAGCAGCCUGUCCGUGAGCCUGCUGCCUCAGAGCAGCCCACUCCUAAGCCCAAGCACAUUACCCAGGCUCCACCUCAAGGCCCUGAGCCGGCCUCUGCUCCCAGCUAUGGGCCUCCUGUGCGCAGGGCCUCAGAGGCACGGAUGAGCACGCCUGGCCGGGAUCCCGAGAGCUGGGAGCAUGGGCAGGGAGGAGCCGCUGGCAAUUCCGGCCGGAGCCCAGCAGGUGUGAGACGGGCCAACUCAGUCCAGGGCCCCAGACCUGGUCCUGCAGGAACGCUGAGCCCAGCACCCCCUCAACCUGGGCAGCCAGUACCCCCAGGAAGCAGCAGACCCAGCCCUGGGCCAGCAGGACGCUUCCUGGACCAAAGAGCAGAGGGGGCUCCCAGUGAGCCUGGCCCCAUGGGGACCACUGCCACUCCCUGGGAGGAGAGGAUGACAGGAGUUGGCAGCUACUCAGCAGCUGGAGCCAGGGAGGACCGAGUGGGCCACCCCACGGGCCCCUAUUCCCAAGUAUCUGCAGCUGUCCCCCAGCCUGCUGUGGCCCCCGCCCGCCAGCCUCCACCACCAGAGGAGGAGGAAGAGGCCAACAGCUACGACUCUGAUGAAGCAACCACCUUGGGAGCCCUGGAGUUCAGCCUCCUCUACGACCAGGACAACAGCUCCCUCAACUGUACCAUCAUCAAGGCCAAGGGACUGAAGCCCAUGGAUUCCAACGGCCUGGCUGAUCCCUACGUGAAGCUGCAUCUCCUGCCAGGAGCCAGCAAGUCCAAUAAGCUCCGUACAAAGACCCUGCGGAACACCCGGAACCCCGUCUGGAACGAGACACUGGUCUACCAUGGCAUCACAGAUGAGGACAUGCAGAGGAAGACACUCAGGAUCUCUGUCUGUGAUGAGGACAAGUUUGGCCACAAUGAGUUUAUUGGUGAGACCAGAUUCUCCCUCAAGAAGCUGAAGCCCAACCAGAGGAAGAAUUUCAACAUCUGUCUGGAGCGGGUGAUCCCGAUGAAGCGUGCCGGGACCACUGGCUCAGCCCGAGGCAUGGCCCUGUAUGAGGAGGAGCAGGUGGAGCGGAUUGGGGACAUCGAGGAACGCGGCAAGAUCCUGGUGUCCCUGAUGUAUAGCACUCAGCAGGGAGGCCUGAUCGUGGGCAUCAUCCGCUGUGUGCACCUGGCUGCCAUGGAUGCCAACGGCUACUCAGAUCCAUUCGUCAAACUCUGGCUGAAACCAGACAUGGGAAAGAAGGCCAAACACAAGACUCAAAUUAAGAAGAAAACCUUGAAUCCUGAAUUUAAUGAGGAGUUUUUCUAUGACAUCAAACACAGUGACCUGGCGAAGAAGUCACUGGACAUCUCAGUCUGGGACUAUGACAUCGGCAAGUCCAAUGACUAUAUUGGUGGCUGCCAGCUGGGCAUCUCAGCCAAGGGUGAGCGCUUGAAACACUGGUAUGAGUGUCUGAAAAACAAGGACAAGAAGAUUGAGCGCUGGCACCAGCUGCAGAAUGAGAACCACGUGUCAAGCGACUAGGGUGGCACCCAGGUCCCCAACUCCAUACCCAACUCCUUGCCCUGGUCAUACACAUCCCUGGCCCACCCCACCCUGUCUGCCCCAGCUGCCUGCUGUGCCCUGGUCUCUCUCCUGUAGUACACCCACCCGACUCUCUGGGAGUCUGUCCUCCCCAUGGGCACUGCACCAAAGACCCCCCCCCCAGGGAGCAGUACCUCUCUGGCCCCUCUUAAUGUAGUAGGAGGCUGGGGUUGGGGCGAGGGGUUAAGUGGAGGCAAUCAACAGCCUCUCAGUGUGGGGAUGAUUAGAAAGACACUUCAUCAUCUGGGGCUGUUUCUGGACCCUGCUGACCUCAGACACAUGCCAGAACUGGCUCUGCCCUCUGGUGCCUGCAUAUGUACCCAGCUGCCAACAGACCCAGAAAGGCUGUGAGGAUGGACGCUAGAGCAGAAACUGAACCUCGGGGUUCCCCCCACCCCCACCAACCCUAAUGACCAGGAAAACAGACCACCACCGAGUUUGAACAUCCUGAUGACCCCAAACACACUCACCAAGCCUGACAUCCCUGCCAAAGGCAUCAAGAAAUGGGCAUGUGGAUGUCCAAAGGGGCUCGGCAGCUCCCCUCUUUCAGGAUCUCCUCUACUUGCUUAGCUGCCUGAAGUAGCAUCUCUUUCCCCUCUCCCUCCCUCUUCUUUCCUCUGCUGAGUCUCCCCUCUCCCUUACCACCUAAAACUUCCCCCUUCCCUUACUUCCUCCCUCUACUUCUCUUCUUCUUCCUUCUUCUCUCACCCAAGCUAAGGGGGGUAAUUAGGAGAAGCAAAAAAUACACGUAGCACAGCCUCCUUACCUCAGACUCUGAGGAACCAGCAAAACCCGAGUC
Molecule: messenger RNA, 3432 nt
Organism: Erinaceus europaeus (western European hedgehog)
Lineage: Eukaryota; Metazoa; Chordata; Mammalia; Eulipotyphla; Erinaceidae
Gene: RPH3A
Product: rabphilin 3A
Exons: 20
Coding region: 531-2573 (680 amino acids)
Biological process (GO): intracellular protein transport
Cellular component (GO): membrane
Molecular function (GO): small GTPase binding
Source: RefSeq, a predicted model, not a curated record